AUGGAGAAACCCAAAUCAGAUAUCGAACUGCCUAAUAAAUUAGCAGACCUAAAAUUAAUGGAAACACAGUCAGAGGAGACAGAAUCUACGACGAGAGUUUUAAGGAAACGAAAACAGACAUCCCCUGAAAAUAAAUCCACUAAUCGUAGAGUUAGUAUGAAACCUCGUAAACAUAUUGCUGUUACUGAGACUGGGAAUUCUAAGCAAAUUGAGGCAAUAUAUCUUAAUAAUAAAAUUAAGAAGACUUCAUCUCAGACACUGGAAACAAUAUUUGAGGAACCGAAAAAUGGUAAUACAGAUUGUAACAAUGUAAUGUCACGUAGAAAAGUUAAAAGGCUUUUAACAUUCCACCUAGGUAGUCACUAUACUAAGGAUAAAAUAAAGAGACGAAGAGAAAAAAUUAAAAAGUUAAGAGGAAAUGCAUUUUUAAGUAGAAAACGGAUACCUAUGGAUGUAGUACUGGAAACUUUGGAAGCAUUACAAUCUGAUGAAGAGACGUCAACUGAAAGUAAAACAAUUGAAAGUGUAACUGUGUAA
Messenger RNA from Pieris macdunnoughi, 537 nucleotides. Lineage: Eukaryota; Metazoa; Arthropoda; Insecta; Lepidoptera; Pieridae. The record is from the annotation of a GenBank genome assembly.